This is a messenger RNA of Morone saxatilis (striped sea-bass), 1736 nucleotides long. RefSeq lists its product as uncharacterized. The record is from RefSeq and is a predicted model, not a curated record. NCBI's taxonomy places the organism in Eukaryota, Metazoa, Chordata, Actinopteri, Moronidae. Bases 1 to 903 code for a protein of 300 amino acids. The transcript has 8 exons.
AUGAAUGAAUGCAUCCUGGGCAACAUUGAAGAACUGUCUGCUCAAAUAAAAUCCCACAGCGCACCCCGGAGCAUCUCUGCUGCAGGGCAGCUGAUAGUGGAAACACAUUCUAAUGCUAGGUAUGAACUGAUGUACCUGGAGCUGUGUCCUUUGACUGAACAUAAGGACACUGAUAAGGUGACAUUAAACUGCUCUGUGUCGACUGACAGAGGGUGUGAACACAGAGUGAAGUGGCUGUAUCAGGGUGAAGAUCUGGAUAAAGAUGAUGAAUACAGGGACACAUCAGAGCCUAAGUGCUCAGUUACUGUGACAUUCCCUACAUCUGAUCUUAACCUGAAGUCAGAGAUUCAUGAGUGUGAAGUGACUGAUCUUUUUGUUCAACCAGUGCUGCAGUAUACUUUCAGCCUUCAGUCCUCAGGUGAGAAACCAGAGGAUGCAACAACAGCAACAACACCAACAACAACAACACCAACAACAGCAACAACAACAUUAAGGAUAAUUAAGAUCAUCAACCAAACAAGCACCAACUCAAUAGGUUGGUGGUUGUACAUCAUUGUGGCUGUAGGUUUUAUUGCACUCGUAGUAAUCAUUGUGACGGCCAUCAGAUGUAAGAGAACUAAAGGCAACAAAACAAAGAUGGAUGAAAACACUGGGCAGAGAUUAAAACCUUUGGUGACUGAGUCUGCUCCAGAAACCACUCAGGACACGGCUGAUCCUGAAGAUGGUGUUUCCUACGCCUCCAUCAGCUUCACCAAGAAGACCAACAGUAAAGGCCGGGUACAGGUUAAAAAUGAUGAUGAUGGUGAAGAUACAGUGACGUACAGCACUGUGAAAGCUUCCUCGUCUUCUGCUGGAGCCUCUGAUGAUCACAGCAACCUCUACGCCACCAUCAAUAAAAAAUAAGAUACCACAGUACCUGGGAACCAUUUUGCCAGGUUUGGCAAUAUUGAAUGUUGGAAUCUUCACCAGUCAGAUAAACAGAUCUCUAAAAUUUUACAAAUCACAAAAAUCCUCAAUGAUCAGAAAUCUAGAAAAAAAAACUUCCAGGAACAAGAAUGUAAACAAACAAUGGAGUCCGAAUCAGUGUAUGCUAUACUGGUUGUCUUGUGUUUCAAAAAGGCCUGAAUGAGGAAGAAAAAAUAAUUGUAGCCUUUAAUCUGUUUCACAGUUCCACCUUGCCACACGGAUAUCCUUCCUCUUUCACUUCACCGUGUUUACAGUUGAAGAGCGCUUUUUGCUCCUAUUGGUCCACAUCUCUGUACACAUGGUGAAAUAACUUUCUGGCGGGAUGUCGCCCCAGAUGCGGCAUUGGUCCUAUUAUCGGGCUGAUAUCGUGUAGCCCAGCAAAGAUUGUGGUUUGGGUAAAAAUAACUGCUCCGUUAAAGGUGAACUAAAACUCCCAAACCACUUUAAAUUAAUAUGGAUAUUUAAUAUUUUUCUGAUGAUUCCAGGGUGUAUUGUUGUAAACAGCUUUUUGUCCAAAAGGGGCAGUGAGUGAUAGGUCAAGUAGUAUGUAAAUAGUAAAAGUAAUAUCAUGUAUAUGUUCUGUUUGCUUUGCCUAUUCAAAACAUAAAAUAUGAAUAUACUGCUAUCAGGUUAUGUUUUGAAUGCUACUGUAUCUAUAUAUUUUUUGUUUGUUUUGAUGUUCAGUGAAUCUGUUGUAGUUUUUUGGAACAUUUAUAUCUGUUUUCAGUUUUUUUGUAUGUCCUGUUAAGUUAAUAAAAUAAAUAACAUCA